Messenger RNA from Bursaphelenchus xylophilus (pine wood nematode), 1831 nucleotides. NCBI's taxonomy places the organism in Eukaryota, Metazoa, Nematoda, Chromadorea, Rhabditida, Aphelenchoididae. The record is from the annotation of a GenBank genome assembly.
AUGGGUGUGGAUAUUAUGAGCGAAGUCCUUCAAGAAUGCCAGAUCUCCGAAUCUGACGACCCUAAGAAAGCUGCUCAAGACGUAAAAAACGAGGCAAACAAAUAUUUCAAAGGCAAGUUUCCGGUUUACACUGACUCUUCGGAAUUUUAGAACAGAAAUAUGACAAGGCUGUCGAAUUGUACUCAAGGGCCAUUGAGUUGGACCCCACCGAUCCUAUCUUUUACAGCAAUCGGAGUUUUGCGUACAUCAAGAAAGAGCUGUUUGGAUUAGCAUUAGCCGAUGCCGAUAAAGCUCUAGAAUUAAAACCAUCGUUUGUGAAGGCCUACUUCAGACGAGCUUCCGCCAAUCUGGCAUUGGGAAAGUACAAGAAAGCUCUGACCGAUUAUGAUACCGUUCGAAAGGCAUGCCCCAAUGAUAAGGAUGUUCAGAAGAAGUAUGAAGAGGUCAAUAAGAUUGUAAAACGCAUUGCUUUUGAAAAGGCUAUUGCGGUGGAUGAACCCAAAAGCAUUGCUGAGUCCAUUCAUCUUGAGGCCUAUCGUGAGUUCUUCAAUGUUUAAUACUGAUUCUUUUAGCUGUCGAAGCAAGCUAUACUGGGCCUCGACUGGAUGGGGAUGUAACAAAGGAAUUUAUGGAUGAGCUUGUCGAAACCUUCAAGAAACAAGGAAAACUUCACAUAAAAUACGCGUAUAAAGUAAGUUUUUAUUAUCAUUGUUAUUUUUUUUAUAGAUUUUGCUUAAAAUAAGGGAACUCUUUGGGAAGUACACUACGCUACGUGAGAUCACCGUUCCACCAAAGCAAAAGUUUACAAUUUGUGGCGACGUUCACGGCCAAUUUUAUGAUCUCUGCAAUAUAUUUGAACUAAACGGUAAACCAUCCGAGACAAAUCCUUAUGUAAGUUUUAUCAGCAAGACAUGAUUAGAAAUUAUUUUUUGUGAAUGAAAAUUAAUCUCUGCAGCUUUUCAAUGGCGAUUUUGUGGAUCGAGGUUCAUUUUCUGCUGAAACAAUCUUCACUUUGUUUGGUUAUAAACUUUUGUAUCCAGAGCAUUUCCAUUUAUCCCGGGGAAAUCACGAAAGUGAUGUCAUGAACAAGAUGUAUGGAUUUGAAGGAGAAAUCAAGGCCAAAUUCAACAUGAGGAUGGCUGAGUUCUUUUCCGAAAUUUUCAAUUAUCUACCAUUGUGCCAUGUUAUCAACAAGAAGAUCUUUGUAUGUUUAAACGUGAUAUGUCUACCUGGAAACUUUGCAUUGAGUAAUAUAUCUGGUUUGUCUUUCAGGUUUGUCACGGAGGUUUAUUCUCGAAAGAUGGUGUCACUCUCGACCAAAUCCAGAAAGUCAGCCGAGUCCGUCAGCCUCCAGAUGAGGGAAUAAUGACAGAUUUAUUGUGGGCGGAUCCCCAGCCAAUCCCGGGAAGAUUCCCAUCAAAACGUGGAGUCGGCCUUCAAUUUGGUCCCGAUGUCACUCAGAAGUUCUUGCAAGACAACGACUUGUUAUACGUUGUGCGGUAAGAUUUGUUACGUAAUUCACUUCAAAUUGUGUUGCUUUUGUAGAUCUCACGAAGUCAAACCCGAAGGUUAUGAAAAACAUCAUGAUGGCAAGUGCUACACGAUAUUCAGUGCCCCCAAUGUAAGUCUUAACAAUGCAUUAAUAACAGUGUUCCUUUGAUCAGACGCUAUUGUUUUUUAAUUGCAGUACUGUGAUUCCAUGGGUAACCUUGGCGCCUUUAUUACUAUAACAGGUGACAACUUGGAGCCCCAUUUUACUACGUUCGAAGCCGUCCCUCAUCCAAACAUCAAGUCGAUGUAUUAUGCCAACUCUAUGUUUGACUUCGCGUAG